AUGGCACCCGACAGCGAUUCUAAGGUAGAUACUACUUCUGGGGAAGAAAACAAUGACGCUGUUGCAUCUGAAACUGUGCCGCUUGAGCAAUACAACAUGCUUGUAGACAAGCUGGAGUCUAUCGAAAAGAGAAUAUCUGAAAUGGAUCAGGGAAUUCUUCCAAGGUACCUCGGCAAGGAUGAAAAUAAGUUUGACCAAGAAGAGGUGAAUGACCUACAAUACUUUCUUGAUUAUAUGAGAUCACGGGCAGCAUUACGUCUGCAACAAAGGGAAGAAAUUGGGCCCAUCCCUGUCGAAGCAGUCCCUCUUAAGAAUGACCCCAGUGCCACAACGGAAAAAGAGGACGGAAUACUAGCGACUCAACUCAUCCUUAAUGGAUCCAAGGUGAAGCCAAGCUACUUAUCCUGGGUUGAGUUCAAAAAAUUCCAAAGAGACGGCCGUAAACAACUUCUAGAACCAAUCCAUGUCUUGAUUGGAGAACCUGAACUUGACCCGGUCACCAAUUUUAAUGUCAAAAAGGAGAAGAAGCAAGUCGCGAUCGGUCAUCAAACUCCCGUUGUGGUAGGCAACAUGAAAGAUUCAGCCAGAUCGGGUCGAAAACCACUUCCGGAGCGCAUUCGAAUCACUCCCGAGUCAUUAUUAACUUCUCUCAACCAAUACUUCGAUACUUAUAUGCCGGUGAUGCUAUCUGGAGUUAUAUUUCUCCGUCCAUUCAAGUCGCUAGUUUGUUAUGAGCCAAAGCUCCGUGAACACAGCUCGACGCUACGAGAAAGAAUCGUGGCCCGCGUUCAAGAAGAAAGAAGACUAGACUCUCCUACGGAAACAUUAACGGAUCAGGGCUCAUCCAGCGAAAGUGCUGCGGAUAAGGUGCGGAGCGAGGCCUUGGGGCCCAACGAGUCAAUAGGGGUUACCGAUACAGAUGGGAGUAACGACGAGCUACAUCUAGAGUCAAUAAGACUAUUGCACUUGGAAUGUCUUCUGGAUUUCUUUGACACUGAUAUUCGACCGAAAUUGGACUAUAUCGCUGGAGACGAGUGCCAGAAAAUUUUAUUUGAUGAUCUAUGGCACCUCUUCAAGCCGGGGACUGUUGUUCUUGAACAGGGAGAAAAACAAGCCUACAGAUUGAUUCGCGUUGUUACUCCUACCCAUAUGGCCAUUCCGACAUGGGCUCGGUGGUUAAGGAAAUCCGAGGAAGAGUCCUCAGAACAACCACUGAAAUUAGAAUGUGUGUACAUAGACUUUGACGGAAAGCAAUUCGGGCCAGUAUCGAAGACUUUCAAAAUUUCUCGAUACGAGGAAGAGAAACCGAUCAAGUCUCUACCAGUAUAUCCUCUCCGUUUUAGUGCGGACCAAGGGAUUCGUGAUCGACUAAUUGAUCGAAGUAAAAUGUUGCUACAUGUGGCAACAUAUAAGCCAAUGUACUAUAUGGGUUUCACCCUAGAUACCAGAGAGGAGGUCGACAGUCAAGUCGUCGUUGAUUUUAAUGAGGCACUCUCUGUCCAUCAAGAUUGGAAGCCCGAAAUAUCACUAGUAUCUACUGAAAGCAAAGAAGAAGAAGAGCUUCAGUGCGAAGCAACUUGCUGUGCAGCAGAGAGUGUCCAUAGUGAUUCUUAUGUGGACAAGAGGCUUACUGAGGCUUUCGUCCAGAGUCUACUCCCACAACGAGCGUCGGAGCAACCCUCUCUCAUUAUUUACCCCCGAUCCUGGCAAGAGAUGGUUAAUGCUGCAUACAAGCCUACUGAGGAUGAGCGGAUCAUCAUGACAUAUCGUGUCUUUGGUUUCGUGCUUAGGAGUCGCAAAUGGGCGCAGUUAGACCUUACACAUUUGCGAUACGAGAACGAGCAGAAUAGAGAUAAUAUCAAGACUGCCUUCGAUCAACUUGUACUCCCUCCAGGCCAUAAAGACAUGGUAGAGGCUUUGGUCACACAACACUUUCAGGACAGGGAAGCAGCACAAAGGGGCAACGGACAAACUGACCUUGUCCGUGGUAAAGGAAAGGGGUUGAUAGUUCUUCUACAUGGCGCUCCAGGAGUUGGCAAAACAACAACAGCAGAGGGUGUUGCAGAGCAUUUUGAGAAGCCAUUAUUUCAAAUUACCUGUGGUGAUCUUGGUACCACUCCAACAGAUGUACAAGUGGAGUUAGAAAAGAACUUCUCACUUGCUAGCAAAUGGGGUUGUAUUCUUCUUCUAGAUGAGGCAGACGUAUUUCUUGCACAGCGUGAGCGCAAGGAUCUCGUCCGGAACGCUCUAGUAGCAAUUUUCCUUCGAAUUCUGGAAUACUAUACCGGUAUUCUAUUCCUCACCACAAACCGUGUUGGCGAUUUCGACGAAGCCUUUGCCUCACGUAUUCACAUUAGUCUGCACUAUCCGGCCCUUGAUGAACAGAAAACAGUAAAGGUUUUUGAGCUCAAUCUCGGGCUUAUCAAGGAUAGAUUCAAGCGACAAGGGCAAGAAUUUAAUGUUGACGAUGACGCUGUCUUUGAGUUCGCUAAAUUGCAUUACAACGAGCAUAAACAAGGACGGUGGAACGGAAGACAGAUUAGAAAUGCCUGUCAAACAGCCCUAGCACUUGCACAAUAUGACUCCAGGAAGGACAACCAACCCGUAUUCCUGAAGCAAAAGCAUUUCAAGAAGGUGCAGACGGCAUAUCUUGAUUUCUCGAUGUACCUUGGCGAAAUAUACGGCAUCACGGGCAGUGAACGAGCGAAGGAGAACCACAUUCGAGCAGGAGAUAAUUAUGGGCACAACGAGCCUGGAAAGCUCGCUUCACGAGCUGAGAAGGCUUCCCGAAGUUUUAAUACUGAACAGCACAGCUCCCGGCCGACUACUUCAAGUAUUAACACGCCCAACCAAAUGACCGGGCAACUGGCGCAGCAAUACACAUCACCACCAAAUAUGGGGCCCUCUAUUAACACUGGGUACCAGGGGGUGCCAGUUCAACAAUAUGGACAGCAUAUGUACAACCAACCAACAGGAAUCCCAUCAUCACAGAUGCCACCCGAUAUCCAGGGGCAGACCAUGCAGCAACUGCAACAAGGAUGGCCCGGAGGGCCCCUUACGGCCCAACCACAGACUCAGUAUUCUCACCCGCAGCAGCAACAGCAGUACUCCCAGCAGCUUGGAUUUAAUCCUCAGAGUUCCCAGCAAAACUCAGAACCCACUGUUGGCGGCGGGACAAAUACAGGAGGUAUGACAUCUAGGUAG
This is a messenger RNA of Daldinia childiae, 3204 nucleotides long. RefSeq lists its product as uncharacterized. The transcript has 7 exons. The record is from RefSeq and is a predicted model, not a curated record. Bases 1 to 3204 code for a protein of 1067 amino acids. Gene Ontology annotation, molecular function: ATP binding; ATP hydrolysis activity. NCBI's taxonomy places the organism in Eukaryota, Fungi, Ascomycota, Sordariomycetes, Xylariales, Hypoxylaceae.